Molecule: messenger RNA, 2035 nt
Organism: Ilex paraguariensis (yerba mate)
Lineage: Eukaryota; Viridiplantae; Streptophyta; Magnoliopsida; Aquifoliales; Aquifoliaceae
Source: the annotation of a GenBank genome assembly
AACCUAAUUUUAUUGGUGAUCCUUCAAAAAAAAAAAAACAAAUAUUUUUUUGCAUGUUUCAACAUACUUAGGUAUACCAUAGUUGUGUGGAACAAUGGAAAUAUGAAUACUCAUGGACUUAUUUAUCAAGGUUUAAUGUAUUGUCAUCUGCCACAAUGGGGGAUUCUAUAUAACCAUCCGAUAGAAUUCUUGCAACCUUAUGAAGGUGCUAUUAAAUCCUGUGUCCUACAUAUUUCACCAACACUGCAACAAGCUAGUUAUUAGCUAAAAAGCAAUUGGAGACGGGCUAGCUGGUUGCUUGGCACCCUCUAUCUUUCUGAAGCUUGAUAAAGAUGGAGGUUGAACUAAUGUUCCUGGAUCUUGUGUCAUUUGGUAAAUGGCCUAGAUAUUCAACCUCCUCCUUUUAUGUGAAAAUGGUGUUCAUCCCUCGUUCAAACAAAGUGGUAGGCUGAUUUGAUCCACAAAACGAAAUAUAUGACUUCCUUCACGGUUAGAGACCAUAUAGAUAUGCUACAAAAGGACCAAACUGUUUUCUAUUGGAAUGCAAAGAAAAAAAAUGUUUCUGUCGGAAUCCUCUAAUUUUAAGUGCUGUCAUUUAUAAUAUUAAUGCGUUUUUUCCUUGGUUCUGUUCUCUCCACACAAUUUGUUUAUUAUGUAGAUGACCUAGCCAUCCUGAGAGAGGAUUUUUUUUCUAUUUCAGAAAUGAAACACUGAAAAGUAAAUUCACUACAAGUAGCUUUUCACUAUUUUGAGUUAGCGCAAAGUAAUUUUGUGAAUUUUCUUUUCUGUCUUAUGGUUUUCUUAUUUCUUUCUUGCUUGGAUGGAAAAAGAGAUGUAACCAUUAUCGUGCCUCUGUUAGACAUGUCUCUCAACUUCUGUUUUGAUAUGUCCCUUUUCCUUUCCAUGCUUCACCCUUUUCUUCUUGGGCUGAGAAACAGUAUAAUGUUGUUUAAACACUUUCAUUGGAUGUUACUGUAAAUUUUAAAAGUAUCAUUAUCAACUCUAGAGGACAUCUUUCCCGAAAGCUAUGAGUGAAGGGUUAAAGAAAUCCACUCCAGCUGGCUGUGAGAAUCCUUUGGCAUCAGAAGAGCAGCAGGAAAAGAUUAAUGAGGUGAGAAGAUUGAUUGGGCCACUAUCGGAUAAGUUGCUUCUUUAUUGUUCUGAUGCAUCAAUCUCAAGGUAUUUAAGGGCACGAAACUGGAAUGUCAAGAAGGCAACUAAAAUGCUCAAAGCUACCUUAAAAUGGAGAUUGGAAUACAAGCCAGAAGAGAUUCGCUGGGAUGAGGUUGCUCAUGAGGCAGAAACGGGGAAAAUUUACAGGUCAAACUAUGUAGACAAGCACAGGAGAACAGUUUUGGUUAUGAGACCCAGUUGCCAGAACUCGAAGUCAAUAAAAGGACAAAUUAGGUAUUUGGUGUAUUGCAUGGAGAAUGCAAUUUUAAAUCUGCCACCAAACCAAGAACAGAUGGUAUGGCUGAUUGAUUUCCAUGGUUUCAAUUUGUCAAAUAUCUCAAUCAUGGUGACACGUGAAACAGCUCAUGUCUUGCAAGAGCAUUAUCCUGAGAGGCUGGGUAUAGCAAUCUUAUACAACCCGCCCAAGUUCUUUGAACCGUUCUGGAUGGUGGCAAAGCCCUUUUUAGAGCCCAAGACUGUCAACAAAGUCAAGUUUGUCUACUCAGGUGACCCCAAUAGCAGGAAGAUCAUGGAGGACUUAUUUGACAUGGACCUGAUUGAGUCUGCCUUUGGUGGGAAAGAUAAUACAGGGUUCGACAUCAAUAAGUACGCAGAGAGGAUGAGAGAAGAUGAUAAGAGGAUGCCUUCUUUCUGGACGAGAGGAAAUCUUCCCGAUGCUACACCUCAACCAUCCAUGGCAACUGCCUCUAUCAAUUCUAAGAUUUCAGAAUCAGAUUCUGACGCAUCAGAUGAAAAAGCAGAGAAGUCCUCAUCUCUUCAAGUUGUGGCAAAGGAAUUAUCUCUUGAGGACAAUUUGUCUGAGUUCGCAAAUUGCAGCAAGGGCAAUGGAGAUAUAAACUAG